Molecule: messenger RNA, 747 nt
Organism: Hyaloscypha bicolor E
Lineage: Eukaryota; Fungi; Ascomycota; Leotiomycetes; Helotiales; Hyaloscyphaceae
Exons: 2
Coding region: 1-747 (248 amino acids)
Source: RefSeq, a predicted model, not a curated record
AUGCCUUCCUCCAACAUGAUCAAGCGGAUAAAGUUUGUCCCUGCCUACAAGUUCAUGCUCUUUCCAAAGCUUGCCCCGGAAUUGCGCGUCACGAUCUGGCACUUCGCCGCAAACUACCAACGUACUAUCACCAUAUGCGGUGCAGAACCUUAUGCCGAAGCCAACCGGAUGGUCGCAAAGCACAAUGCACACAUCGUACCGGGAAUUUUGCAUGCCAAUAGGGAAUCUCGUGAAAUUGCUUUGAAGCACUACCAGAUUCACUUUGGCCCCCAAUUCGGAGGCCGCCACAUAUUCUUCAACUAUGACGUCGAUGGUCUCUACUUCCCCUUCCCCUCAGACUUGGAUGCUUUCUACGGACGGGCCAAUGACGGGAUGUCGCAGCAAGACAACUCUUUUCUUGCGCUCUCCGAACGCCUCCCAAUGGAGAGGAAGCUCAAGCGUUUGGUGAUUGGAAACACAAUCAUGCUUCUUGGAAACGCGCUGUUGACUCGAUUCUGGCGUGUGGCAGAAGUGGUUCUCGAGGCACCACCAAGAAGUUUUCUGCCUCACACUGAAACGUGGAACAAUUAUCUCGCAGCCCUGGAGAAGUUGUGGAAAGUUGCGAGCAAAGGGGAGAAGACACCCAUUGUGAAGACUGUCACGGCUGAUGAGUUUUUGGAUUUGGUUCAUGAGGAGACUAAAAAGAAUAUGAGAGAGGAACAAUUCCGAGCUGUGGAAGGACUUUACCGAGAAGGUUACAUGGACUGA